Messenger RNA from Diachasmimorpha longicaudata, 2091 nucleotides. RefSeq names its product glucose dehydrogenase [FAD, quinone]-like. The record is from RefSeq and is a predicted model, not a curated record. NCBI's taxonomy places the organism in Eukaryota, Metazoa, Arthropoda, Insecta, Hymenoptera, Braconidae. Gene Ontology annotation, molecular function: flavin adenine dinucleotide binding; oxidoreductase activity, acting on CH-OH group of donors. The transcript is spliced from 3 exons. The coding region runs from base 257 to 2086 and encodes 609 amino acids.
CGCAUAACCGAGGCAAGUGUCAGUGAUAUUCUGAGAUCCAGAAGUAGCUGAGUGAUUUCGUGAGUUAGACGUUGAUCGAUUGGUGAAUAUUUGUUUGAAAUUCUCUGCCCCUUCUAAAGAACCCGCUAUCAUUACUAAGUGGAGGCCCUUGAGUUUCCCCCGGGUCGAUAACCCGCACCAUAUUCAGUAAUUCCUUGUACACAACAGAAACAUCGAGGACACCCCAACUGAUGAAUAAAUCUAUUCAUUAACGAAAAUGGAUGGAAAAAUAAAACUCAUCAUUCCCCUAUUACUACUACUUGAAUCAUCAUCGAGCACUCAAAUCCUAGACUUACUGGCGAGCUACGGGCUCUGGGAGAGCCGACUAAUUCGUACAGUACCACUUCCCCAAUCUGAAUACGAUUUCAUAAUUGUUGGCUCUGGUUCUGGUGGCUCGACAUUAUCCAAUAGAUUAUCUGAGAAUCCCAAUUGGAAAAUUCUUCUUCUGGAAGCUGGAAAACCCGAGGGAAUUUUCAAUCAACUGCCAGUGGUUGUCAGUUACUUUCAGCAUACUGAUUACAACUGGGGGUACAAGCUGGAGCCCCAGGAAAAUGUAUGUCUAGGUAUGGAGAAUCAAGCCUGUCCAUGGCCAAGAGGAAAAUCCUUGGGAGGAUCGAGUACCAUCAAUUACAUGAUUCACACAAGAGGGAACAGACUCGACUACGAUUACUGGGCUGCCCUGGGCAAUCCUGGAUGGUCUUACGAGGAAGUACUACCGUAUUUCAAGAAGAGUGAAAAAAUUCAUAUUUCGGAUUACUAUAAUGUGUCUUAUCAUGGUACAGACGGCAAUUUGCACGUUGAAUAUGCUCCCUAUCACACCCCCCUUUCAACAUCAUUCCUGGAGAGUGGAAGACAAAUGGGAUAUUCUGUUCUUGAUUACAAUGGACCAGAACAGCUCGGUUACUCCUACCUUCAAUUGAACAUGGAUCGAGGAGCCAGAUGUAGUGCCUCAAAAGCAUAUCUCACCCUCAAUCGACCCAAUUUGGACAUUGUCACCGGGGCAUUGGUGACUAAAGUAUUAAUCGACAGUAAAAAAUGUGCAUAUGGGGUGAAAGUCGUGAUAAACAAUAUCAGUUACAACAUUGUUGCAAGAAAGGAGGUAAUUUUAUCCGCUGGAACAAUCAAUACCCCUAAACUUCUCAUGUUAUCUGGAAUUGGUCCUAAGGAACAUCUCCAAGAACUCGGAAUCAAUGUCAUCGAGGACGCAAAAGUUGGUUAUAAUCUCUACGAGCACAUUGGAUUCCUUGGCUUGACAUUUCUGGUGAACCAGAGUGUCAGUUUACUAGAGAAAAAUGUCCUAACAAAGGAUCAGAUGUGGUCGUAUAUUUUGGAUAGAUCAGGCCCACUAACUGUUCCAGGUGGAGCUGAGGCUCUGGCAUUUCGCCAAACCAGAUAUGCAACUGAUGCGCGCCCUGACAUUGAACUGCUCUUCAUAGGUGGAUCACUCCAUUCAGAUAAUGAUGUCGCAAUUCGUAAGGGUCUCGGUAUAACUGAUGACUUGUACAAUGCUGUCUACAAACCAAUUGAAAAUAUCGACGGCUGGUCAAUCUGGCCAAUAGUCCAAGCACCGAGAAGUCAUGGGAGGAUUAAAUUGAGAUCUACAGAUCCAUUUGAUGCCCCUAUUCUCGAGGCAAACCUCCUUGACGAUCCAUACGAUAUCGAGAUUAUUCUCGAAGGUAUCAAAAUGGCCAUCGAAAUAUCUCAAUCAGAAUCUUUCCAAAGAUAUGGCAGCAGACUCCACGAUAUUCCAAUUCCAGGAUGUUGUAAAUAUCCUUUUGCAUCUGAUGAUUAUUGGCGUUGUGCUAUUCGUCAUCUACCUGCUUUGAUGGAUCAUGAGAUUGGGACAGCAAAAAUGGGACCUGCUUAUGAUCCAUCAGCCGUUGUCGAUCCUGAACUACGAGUAUAUGGUAUUCAAAAAUUGCGAGUUGUCGACGCAUCAAUAAUGCCAACGAUACCAGUGGGUCAUAUCAAUGCAGGAAUUUACAUGAUUGGAGAGAAGGCAGCUGAUAUGAUCAAGCAAACAUGGACGAAAGACAUGUGUUACUAACAUGA